Messenger RNA from Cuculus canorus (common cuckoo), 2540 nucleotides. It is a transcript of the gene PANX3, whose product is annotated as pannexin 3. The record is from RefSeq and is a predicted model, not a curated record. Gene Ontology annotation, biological process: positive regulation of interleukin-1 production; monoatomic cation transport. The transcript is spliced from 5 exons. Lineage: Eukaryota; Metazoa; Chordata; Aves; Cuculiformes; Cuculidae. The coding region runs from base 301 to 1965 and encodes 554 amino acids. Gene Ontology annotation, molecular function: channel activity.
CUGUGUGUGGCUGCUCUGCAGCAGUGUCCGUGUUGGAGGCAGUGCUGUGAUGGAGUCUGCAGUCUCUGCUGUUUUCCAAGGACUUCCCUGGUACCUGUUGGUACUGGUGUUGCUGGCUUCAACCCAGGUCCAUUUAAUGUGCCCUCUAAGCUGUCGUUUUACUGCCGCCUGGCACAGAGCGUUUGGCAAGCGGUGCCUUCAGCUCAACAAAGUCGCUCCACGAGCCAGUCACGCCUCAGACAGCACCAGAGCUCCUGGGCAGCAGCAACAGUCGCCGUCGUCUCCUUUUCCUUGACAGCCAUGUCCCUCUCGCACACAGCUGCAGAGUACAUGCUCUCCGAUGCUCUCCUCCCAGAUCCCGGUGGUUCCCGAGCCAAGGGGCUGCGCCUGGAGCUACCAAGCGAUCGCCUGCUGAAGUUCAUCACUGUGGGGCUGCCCCUCUUCCUUGUCUCGCUCGCUUUCGCCCGGGAGUUCUCUGCUGGCUCACAGAUCAGCUGCUUCUCUCCCACCAACUUCACGGGGAAGCAGUCUGCCUACGUUGACACAGCUUGCUGGGACUCUCUCGUCCACCAUGGCUUUGACACUGAGGGUCACGCUGUCACCAAGUCCCUCUGGGCUCUCAAGGUCUUCCCCUACUCACUGCUGGUGGUGGCAGUGCUCAUGUACCUGCCAUACCUGCUCUGGCGUUAUGCAGCUGCUCCUGCCCUCCACUCUGACCUCCUCUUCAUCAUCGAUGAGCUGGACAAAUCCUACAACCGCUCUGUGCGCCUGGUGCAGCACAUGAGGAAGGUGCAGCAGGCCAGCGCCGAGCCAGAGCGGUUCUGGGAGGAAUAUGAGAGGGCCCGCCAGGAGAGGUAUUUUGAGUUCCCGUUGCUGGAGCGCUACCUCACCUGCAAGCAGCACGCCCACUCCCUGGUGUUCAUCUACAUCCUGCGGAACCUGCUGCUGCUUUUGUUCUUGGCUGCCACCUGCCUCUACCUCAUCUUCCUCCACCUCAACAUCUUCUUCCAGGAUGAGUUCAGCUGCUCCAUCAAAUCGGGGCUGCUCGAGGCAGAGCCCCACAUCCCCCCACUCAUCCCCUGCAAGCUGGUUUUCUUCUCCAUCUUCCAGCUCAUCAGCCUCUCAGUCGGUGGUGUCUAUGUCCUCCUCAUACCCAUUGUUAUCUACAAUGCCCUGCAGCUCUGCCAGUGGGACAAGGGGCUGCUCUCCAUCUAUGAGAUGCUGCCUGCCUUCGACCUCCUCAGCCGCAAGAUGCUCACCUGCCCCAUCAAUGACCUCAAUGUCAUCCUCCUCUUCCUCCGGGCCAACAUCUCUGAGCUGACCUCCUUCAGCCGCCUCAACGCUGUCAGCGCCUUGCGGGACACCACCGCCAACAAGCAGGACAUCGAUACCGUCGUCGACUUCAUGACGCUGCUGGCCGGGCUGGAGACCACCAAGCCCAAACCCCACGUGUGCACCCCUGAUGCUGACAGCAGCAUGGCCCUCUCCAAUGGCAGGGCUCCAGGUAAGCUCUUCUGGGAGAGAAGAUGUCUUUACUCUCCUUGUGGCUCUUCUGUGGCCAGAUCUCACCCUGGGGGUGAGGCUGGAUCCGUCCAUUGUGGCCUUAAGCCCUUUGCAAAGACUGUAAGGGUUUGGGGGGGUUUGGGGACACUGGGAGGGCCAGCAGCUCUGUUUACAGCUGGGUAUGGGUUCUGGCAGCCAGGACACGAUGCUGCCCUGAGCCCACUUGUGGGCAGGAGUUGCUAUAGGAACAGAAGGCAGAGAGAUCGAGGCUUCCACCCAAGUUCUGGGCAAACUGGGGGGUCGGGGGGGCUCCUGGUUUUGGCAGAGAGAGCAGCCCCUGUGCUGGGGAGUGGGGUUGGGAGCUUUAAAUCCUGGGGGUCUGAUGCCUGCUCCCUUCUCUGGUCAGCACGGCCCUGGGGGGCUCAGCGUGGCUGCCUGGGGAAAUGGGGGAGGGGUCUCUGAGGCAGAGCUGCAUCCCUUGGGGCCUCCACGUACCCUCCCCUAGCACCACAGCUCCCUUUCCUGCAUGCUUUGGGUUUUGGGGAGCCGGGGGUGCUUCCUUUGCAGGCUUACAGGGAUCCCUGACCUGGCAGGGUGGGAGCCAGGAUGUCUGGGCUCCUUUCCUGGCCCCCAAAACAGUGGCUGAGGGCUGCGGUUUAAAAGAAAACACAAUUGAACUGUAUUUAGCAUCCUCGUUGGCAUGGCAACCGCAGGGUUAGCACAACUGGCUCUCAGGCUAGUCACACUCGUGGAGAAAGCCUAAGAUCCCAGUUUGCGAUUGCCCAGUUAAUGAACUUCCUCCUGCUCUCCACUUGCCCAGGAAUGAGGCCUGGAGUAGAAGCGAUGGGAAAAGCCUCCCGGGACUCACUGGGCUCUGCCUGACCCUGGCGGCUGCAGCACAGGCCCCACUGCUCUGAGGGGAUCCAGCGGGACCCAGUUCCUUGUUGCCAGCAGUUGCUGGAGCGCAUUAAACUCUAGUUUGGAUACAGCCUGGGGGGUGACAUCUGUAAUGCGACAGAGCUCACCUACUCUCGUCC